Messenger RNA from Neltuma alba, 1481 nucleotides. RefSeq names its product WAT1-related protein At4g15540. Lineage: Eukaryota; Viridiplantae; Streptophyta; Magnoliopsida; Fabales; Fabaceae. The coding region runs from base 69 to 1187 and encodes 372 amino acids. Gene Ontology annotation, molecular function: transmembrane transporter activity. Gene Ontology annotation, cellular component: membrane. The transcript has 6 exons. The record is from RefSeq and is a predicted model, not a curated record.
GGCUCAUUAAAUAGAUAGAGAGAGAAAGAGGGGGAGGAUUGAGCAGAAGCAGGGGAAGGGAGACGGAAAUGGCGAGGUUGCAAUUUUACAAAGAUGUAGUUCCAGUAUGUGCACUUCUAGCUAUAGAAUCCAUCAACGUCACCGCUAGCAUUCUGUUCAAAGCAGCCACUCUCCACGGCAUGAGUUACUACGUUUACACCGUCUAUUCCACUGCUGUUUCCACUCUCGUUCUCCUUCUUUCUCUCCCCUUCAUCCUCCACAGAUCAGCUGGCCUUCCUUCAUUCACGUCGUCUCUGUUCUUCAGAAUUUUCCUCCUUGCAGUCAUCGGGCUUGUCAUUCAGCUCCUUGGAGCCCAAGGCAUUCAGUACAGUUCACCUACUCUUGCUGCUGCUAUGAGCAACUUGGUUCCCGCUUUCACCUUCAUACUCGCUGUCUUCUUCAGGAUGGAAAAGGCAGAGUUCAGAAGUUCAAGCACUCAAGCCAAAAUCAUAGGCUCAACAGCAUCAAUAGCUGGUGCCCUCCUAGUCGUUCUCUUCCGGGGCCCUGCUCUCAUACCAGCAUCAUCUUCAUCGCCACCCCCUCCCACAAAUUCUCCACUGGAUUCUUCAUCGCCACAAACGAAAUGGGUUCUUGGUGGCUUCCUACUUCUUGUCCAGUAUCUUCUACUUCCAAUCUGGUAUAUUGUUCAGACCCAAGUCAUAAAAGAAUAUCCAGCAAAGCUGAUAGUGGUGUUUUUAUACAACCUGUGUGGGACUAUUGUAUCUGCACCAGUGUGUUUAAUAGCAGAACCAGGCUUGAGUGCCUGGAAGAUAAAACCUGACAUAUCACUGGUCUCCAUUGUUUACUCAGCAUUCUUUGUCACAUGCUUAGGCAUUCUGAUUCAUACGUGGGGUCUCCAUCUGAAAGGCCCUGUGUUUGUAUCAAUCUUCAAACCCGUCUCCAUCGCCAUUGCUGCUGCUAUGAGUGUCAUUUUCCUGGGCGAUGCUCUGUAUCUAGGCAGCGUUAUUGGAGCAGUAAUAGUGUCGGUUGGGUUUUAUGCGGUGAUAUGGGGGAAAGCGAAAGAGGAAGAAGAGACGAAGGAGAACUAUGGCUUGUGCAGCUCAGAAGUGCAACCACAGUGCAAGACUCCUCUGUGUCAGAACUACGACAAUGCGGAAGAUAAUAACAAACAACGGAAUGACGUGUAAUGGAACUCAGGCAGGAGUCUGUACGUUGUUUACUGAAGAAAAUAAAGUUGGUGUUAAAGAUAGAGAGCUUUGAUUUACACUCGUUUGAUUAAGACUUUGAAUCGUUUGUCAUAUGGAAUUGCUUUGUAAAUGUGGGCGAGCUUGUAACUUGUCCGAUCGGUGGCUACACCUGAACAAGUUAGAUGCACGGAUCCGGGGCCACACAAAACCAGCUAAAGUGAGGAAUAUUUAGCAUACAUGUGUGAGGACACUUGAGAAUAGAAAAAAGUUCUCGAGUGGCGUUGAAUCUUAUUU